GAGGAAAUAUGGAUUUUGACAAUGAAGAUAGGUCAUUAUCUCACGUGAUAUUUGAGGCUGUUUAGAGGAGUUGUUAGAAACACAUCCAUCCACGACCAGCAACUACAUACACUUAACUCUCCUUGCUGUUAACAUAUAUUUCGUGAAGAAAAUGCAGGAAUCACAAGCCAUAAAAAAUGGUCGAACGUAUUUGGAAAAUAGACGACGCAUUAUGUUAGGAAUUAGUCCGGGAAACCCGUUUUUCUAUAAAAUUGAAAAUUUGGUGAGAAUGCUGGAAUUUGCGAGAGAUAAUUCAAAUGACAAGAUCAUGCUUUUUCUCGUGGAUAAAAUAAACGAACAUAACUACAGAGCUGUUAGCAGCAAAAAUCCGGAAAAAUCUGCCAGAGUGAAAGCAAAUCGUCUUCGAAAUAAAUGUGAAGAAGCAAUCCGCUCAUGUGAAAUGCAGGAUGAUUCAGUCGAAUACAUCAACUGGGUUCGUGAUGUCGAGAGUUCAAGCCACUACGUUGAUGCGUUAAAAUACGUGAAGCAUUUGUAUGAAGUUAACGAUCAAUUUCAAAAAGAUGUCAAGGAAUCUACACAACUUGCUCUGGUCUCUAUGAAACAUGGUCGUGAAAGAAGCAUGUCAGAAGGCAGUGAUGCUGCAAUUGAUUUAGAUGAAGGAGUUAAAUACCUGUUAAAGGAGUUAGCGUUUCUAUCAGUCAUUUGUUAUAUCUACGAGGGGUGUGAAGAGUUUGUGUUCGUCUAUCAUCGACCAUGGUCUGUGUUACAAAAGUAUUUUGAUGGUGGAUAUGAUAACAUCUCUAGACCAAGUUUAGGAUUUUAUCUUUUGGAAUAGGCAGUGGCGUAGCCAGCCCGAAAAUUUAGUCAUGCUAUGUUAAUAUUUUGAUGUUCAUUGACUGUGAAACC
Molecule: messenger RNA, 906 nt
Organism: Dendronephthya gigantea
Lineage: Eukaryota; Metazoa; Cnidaria; Anthozoa; Malacalcyonacea; Nephtheidae
Exons: 2
Coding region: 152-835 (227 amino acids)
Molecular function (GO): aminoacyltransferase activity
Source: RefSeq, a predicted model, not a curated record